Molecule: messenger RNA, 1506 nt
Organism: Trichoderma reesei QM6a
Lineage: Eukaryota; Fungi; Ascomycota; Sordariomycetes; Hypocreales; Hypocreaceae
Exons: 4
Coding region: 1-1506 (501 amino acids)
Molecular function (GO): hydrolase activity, acting on carbon-nitrogen (but not peptide) bonds
Source: RefSeq, a predicted model, not a curated record
AUGCCAACUUCAUCCAUCCUCCUCCGCAACGCCACCAUCCUAGUCCCAGGUCCAGCUGGGAAUAAACCGGUCGUGUCCCUCCGAAACCACUCGCUCCUCAUCGAGGGCAACAAGAUCUCCCGCAUUGCAGCCCGCAUCGAUGCCCCCUCCGACGAGACCCAAGUCAUUGAUUGUACCGGCAAGAUUGUGUCUCCUGGAUUCAUCGACACGCAUCAUCAUGUGUGGCAGACGCAGCUCAAGGGGCGGCAUGCGGACCAUACCUUGAUGGAAUAUGUGCCGACUGGCAACAUGCAAUCUUACAAUUACACUCCGGAAGACAUCUUCUGGGGAGAACUAGGCGGCUGCCUCGAAGCCCUAAACGCAGGAACAACGACCGUCGUCGACCACGCACACAUGAACUACUCCCCAGCUCACAACACAAACGCCCUCGCAGCAGCCAUGUCCUCCGGCAUCCGCUCCACCUUCUGCUACGCACCCACCACCCGCGUCCAGCAAUGGGACCCUCAACUCACCCUCAACCCAGACAUCCUGCCCUCCUGGGCCGUCGACCAGGCCCAAGAGCUCAUCAAGAACGGGCCCUACGGAAACGGCCGCGUCAGCGUCGGCCUCGCCUUUGACGCCCUCUUCCUCCCCAAGGAGACUGUCACGGAUCUCUAUCAAAAAUGUCGUCGAGCCGGCGCAAAAGUCUUCACAACGCACUACGUCCGCGGCGCAAUCUUCGGCCAACACUCCAUCGUCGACAUGCUCGAAAACCACGCCCUCCUAGCCCCAGACAUCCUCCUCUCCCACGCCAACAACCUCACCCCCUCCGACGCCCAAAAGCUCUCCGCCGCAGGGUCAUCCAUCUCCUCCACCCCAGACACCGAGCUCCAGAUGGGCCUCGGCCACCCCGUCUGCUUCCGCAAAGACACGGCGUCCAUCAGCUCCCUCGGCAUCGACUGCCACAGCAACAACGGCUCCAGCCUCGUCAACCAGAUGCGUCUCGGCCUGCAGGCCGAACGCGGGAUCCGCAACGCUGCGCUCAUUCAACAGGGCAAAGCACCGAAACACCUCAACCUGUCUGUCCACGACGUCUUUCAACUCGGUACGUUGGGCGGCGCGAGGGCCAUUGGAAUGGAACCCCAGCUCGGAUCCCUGGAACAGGGGAAACUGGCUGAUAUAGUCAUCUUUGAUGGUCUUACCCCUGGCAUGAUCUGCGCUGCAGAGCAAGAUCCCGUCGCGGCGAUUGUCCUGCACUCGAGUAUUGCGGAUAUCGAGACCGUCAUUGUCGACGGCAGGAUCGUGAAGCAGCGCGGAAACCUUGUGCCCGUUGAUCUUGAUCUGUCCAUGUCGGACCUGAAGUCUACCAAGAAGACGCGCUUGGAAUGGUCGGAUGUGGCUCAGGAGCUGCUCAAGAGUCGGCAGAGGGUGAUUGAGGCGGGCAAGAAGAGCUGGGGAGGAGACAUGGACAAGGCGUUGGACAGUUUGACCAAGGCUUUUUACAUUGACCCCAACAACUUGGUCUAA